Durusdinium trenchii is the source of this 2037-nucleotide messenger RNA. The record is from the annotation of a GenBank genome assembly. NCBI's taxonomy places the organism in Eukaryota, Dinophyceae, Suessiales, Symbiodiniaceae.
AUGCCGGUGGCAGGCCUGGAAAGGAAUGCCAUCAGCUUCAGUGCCACCAUCACAGCUUGUGCCCGAGCUCGUCAUUGGCAGGUGAGCUUGGAACUGCUGGGGAAGAUGGAAGAGAGUAGCAUCCCAGCCAGUGCUGCGACUCUAGGAGCUGCUGUUUCGGCCUGCGAGCGCGGCGCGUACUGGACAGGUGCCAUACACCUGCUGCAGGAAGCUUGGCGCAAGGGGCCCUCGCCCAGUGUGCUGGCACUGAGUGCUGCUAUUAACGCCUGUGGCCAGGGCCAGCGAUGGGACCUGAGUCUUCAACUACUUGGAGAAGCCCAGGGGCCGAAGACUCAAUGGGCCGGAAUCACCUACAACUGUGCGAUUGGGGCUUGCGCGAGAGCAAGAAGGUGGGAAGAGACAUUGGUGCUGCUGUCCGACAUGCGAAAUCGCGACCUUGUCCCAGACUAUGUCACACACAAGUUGGUGAACACUGCUGUGGCUGACAAAGAUGUCUCAGCUGCAGUGUCAGAGUUACUGAAGCCGGACCAGACGCAGGAAAGAUCGCCUUUGCCAUCCAAAGGGGCGCUGAUGGCAGACAGAGCCGAGCUUGAUGGCAGGGUGUAUGGUCAUCGGCCAAUCCUGUGUGAUGAGGUGGUUGAGGCUUUGCAGCUAAGCGCGGCCUCACCUGUCCUGGUGGAUGCCACCUUUGGCCGGGGAGGCCACACCAGGAGACUGCUGGAAGUGCCAGGGGCCACUGUCUUUGCCCUUGAUGUGGACCCUACGGCCAUUUCGGAGGCAAAGCGACUAGCCUCGCAAGAGCCACGGCUGGUUCCUGUGCAUGCAGCAUUUGGAGAUCUUCAAGAGGCGCUUCCUCCUGGCACCCGUCUCCAUGGGCUUCUUGCGGAUCUCGGGGUUUCAUCCCCCCAAUUGGACCAGAAGCACCGUGGAUUCUCACCCAUUGAGGACGGGCCUUUGGAUAUGCGCAUGAAUCCAGAUGUCGGAAUCCCCGCGUCUGAAUGGUUGGACACAGUGAGCCCAGAGGAACUCGCAUGGGUGAUCCAUACCUAUGGAGAGGAUCGAGAUGCCUUCUUGGCAGCGCGCCUGGCAGAGGCCAUUUGCGCAAAGCGACCCUUCCAUCGAACCAAAGAGUUGGCGGAGGCCAUUCGUUUACACUUGAACCAGGAACUGCAACAGCUGGAGAAGCUCCUGUCCGCAGCAUUUCAGCUGCUGGAGUUGGGUGGCCGGGCCAUCAUCAUUUGCUUCAAGGCCUCUGAGGUCUCCACUGUAAGACGCUGGCUGCGGCAGAAUGAGGACUGCAAAGCAAGCGUGGUGGAAGGAUGGACAGAGGAACGAGUCCUUGCGCUAUACCCAUUGCUGCAGAGAAGCCACGAGGAGCAGCCUUGGUGUGCCGUAGAGGUUCAGGAGCCUUUGAAACCCUCCGAGGCAGAAGUCCAGGUGCUGAUGGCACCUCGCCGAAGAUUGGCAGCCCUAGUGGCAUGCCUUGCGGUGGUGCCGCUGUGCUUUGUACCGUCUUUGCCGAAGAGGUGGAACUCAACCUCGCGGCUUUACAGGCGGGCUGAACCAGAAGGCCAAGCCUCCGACAUUCCUGGUGAUGCCGGAGCGGAGACUGAUAGGGCCUGGUGGAAUGAUCCCAGCACAGCCUCAUUGGUGGAGAAGUUGCAGGUAGAAGAAACCACAGAUGCCUUGACCAAAUUAAGGAGGCAAAUGACCCUAGAGGAGCAAGCCUUCGACCAAGAAAUCGAGGAUGUGGUGAUUGCAGGCAAAAGAGCUUUGCUGAAGCUCCGAAUGCAGCGAGCUGUAGAAAUGCCUGGGAUGAAGACCCACAUGUUCAAAAAGAUCAGAAAGCAGAUUGCCAGGGCUUUGUCUUUGAGGCGCCAGCGCGAGAUCGCGCGGGGCAUCACCCAAGAGCAGAGCCGACGAAUGCGACGGCGCAAGCGCUUGGAGCUGAAGGUGAAGUACGAGGAUGCUUAUGGUGGUGAGCGCAAAGGUCCAAAGUCCCGGCGCUGGCUUCGCCGCAUGGGCAGAAUUGUCUGA